AGAGGCACGCUUAGGACUUCCCUCACUGAGAUCUCAUUGUGGUUUCAACGUGAGGAACAGCACACUUUGACUUCUCCCUUCCCCCCAAAAAGACAAAACAAGAACAUGCGUGAGUGUAUUUCCAUCCACGUGGGCCAGGCUGGGGUCCAGAUGGGCAACACAUGUUGGGAGCUGUACUGUCUGGAGCACGGUAUCCAGCCGGACGGCCACAUGCCCAAAGAUAAGCCCACCGGAGGCUACGACGACUCCUUCACCACCUUCUUCAGUGAGACCGGCACUGGGAAAUACGUCCCUAGAGCCAUCUUUGUGGACCUGGAGCCAACUGUCAUUGAUGAAGUCCGAACCGGAACCUACCGUCAGCUUUUUCACCCAGAGCAGCUGAUCUCUGGGAAGGAGGAUGCAGCAAACAAUUACGCCCGAGGCCACUACACUGUUGGAAAGGAGCACAUCGAUUCUGUCCUUGACAGAAUCCGCAAACUGUCUGACCAGUGCACAGGGCUUCAAGGUUUCCUGGUCUUCCACUCCUUUGGAGGAGGAACGGGCUCCGGCUUCACCUCUCUGCUCAUGGAGCGCCUAUCCGUAGACUUUGGCAAGAAGUCUAAGCUAGAGUUUGCCAUCUACCCAGCUCCUCAGGUGUCCACAGCUGUGGUGGAGCCGUACAACUCCAUCCUGACCACACAUACCACCCUGGAGCACUCCGACUGUGCCUUCAUGGUAGACAACGAGGCGAUCUACGACAUCUGCCGCAGGAACCUAGAUAUUGAGCGCCCGUCUUACACCAACCUGAAUCGCCUGAUCAGUCAGAUAGUCUCCUCCAUAACCGCCUCUCUGCGCUUUGAUGGAGCCUUGAACGUGGAUUUGACGGAGUUCCAGACCAACCUGGUGCCUUACCCUCGUAUCCAUUUCCCUCUGGCCACCUAUGCCCCAGUUAUCUCCACAGAGAAGGCCUAUCACGAGCAGCUGACUGUGGCAGAGAUAACCAACUCCUGCUUUGAACCAGCCAAUCAGAUGGUGAAAUGUGACCCCCGGCAUGGCAAGUACAUGGCUUGCUGCCUGCUGUAUCGUGGCGACGUGGUGCCCAAAGACGUCAACGUAGCCAUCAGCAACAUCAAAACUAAACGCAGCAUCCAGUUCGUGGACUGGUGUCCCACUGGUUUCAAGGUGGGCAUCAACUACCAGCCCCCCACCGUGGUUCCUGGAGGAGACCUGGCCAAGGUGCAGAGGGCUGUGUGCAUGCUGAGCAACACCACCGCCAUCGCCGAGGCCUGGGCUCGACUCGACCACAAGUUCGACCUGAUGUACGCCAAGAGGGCCUUCGUCCACUGGUAUGUUGGUGAGGGGAUGGAGGAGGGAGAGUUCUCAGAAGCCAGAGAGGACAUGGCCGCCCUGGAGAAGGAUUACGAAGAAGUUGGCAUCGACUCUUUGGAAGGCGAUGAAGAGGAAGAAGAGUAUUAAAACUGAGGGCAGACAUGCACUCUUACAGGCUUGAUCGAAUGGUGUUUAUUUUUUAAUCAAAUUUCUAAUAAAGCUGUUCCCACCUA
This is a messenger RNA of Nematolebias whitei (Rio pearlfish), 1541 nucleotides long. Its product is annotated as tubulin alpha-1C chain. Gene Ontology annotation, biological process: microtubule cytoskeleton organization; mitotic cell cycle. Gene Ontology annotation, molecular function: structural constituent of cytoskeleton; GTP binding. Gene Ontology annotation, cellular component: microtubule; cytoplasm. The record is from RefSeq and is a predicted model, not a curated record. Bases 106 to 1455 code for a protein of 449 amino acids. Lineage: Eukaryota; Metazoa; Chordata; Actinopteri; Cyprinodontiformes; Rivulidae. The transcript is spliced from 4 exons.